GAAGCGUGUAAUAAUACUGUAUGUGAAAGAGUUCUGACAGUUUGGUAGUACUGUUUGCUGAUUCUGGUAUUUUUAUUUUUGGGCGAAAAAAUAUUGUAACAUUAACGUGAUGCCCGAAGAGAAGUUAUGUGUUCCAACCCUGUUGACGUGCACUGCUCCGGUGAAUAUUGCCGUCAUCAAAUACUGGGGGAAGAGAAAUGAAGAUUUAAUUUUGCCUAUCAAUUCAUCUUUGAGUGUUACACUUCACCAGAAUCAGCUCAAAACAACAACUACAGUUGCAUCUUGCAAACACUUUAAAGAAGACAGAAUCUGGCUCAAUGGAAAGGAAGUGGACAUCAACCAUCCACGGCUCCAGAGCUGCUUAAGAGAAAUUCGUCGCUUGGCUCGGAAGAGGCACAGUGAUGAAGAAAACAACUCUGAAAAACUGAACUUAUCGCAGAAGGUUCAUAUCUGCUCUGUUAACAAUUUUCCUACAGCAGCUGGGCUGGCAUCUUCUGCUGCAGGGUAUGCGUGUUUAGUAUAUGCAUUAGCCAAAUUAUAUGGAGUUCAAGGGGAACUCUCGAAGGUGGCUCGGCAGGGUUCAGGCAGUGCCUGUCGGAGCAUGUAUGGUGGUUUUGUGCAGUGGAUAAUGGGGAACAGAUCAGAUGGGAAGGACAGUAUUGCAGAAGAGCUACAUCCUGAAACACAUUGGCCACAGCUCCGGAUCCUCAUUUUAGUGGUGAGUUCAGAGCGCAAACCAGUAGGAAGCAGUGCUGGAAUGCAGACCAGUGUUAAAACCAGCCCCCUUUUGAAGUAUCGAGCAGAAAGUGUAGUUCCGCAGAGAAUGAAGGAGAUGGUUGAUGCAAUUGGGCAAAGAAAUUUUGAAAAAUUUGCCGAGCUAACAAUGAAAGACAGUAAUCAGUUUCAUGCAACAUGUGGAGACACAUACCCACCCAUAUUUUACUUAAAUGAUGUGUCCAAGAGAAUAAUGAAUAUGGUGCAUCGCUAUAACAGUCACUACGGAAAUAUAAAAGCAGCAUACACAUUUGAUGCUGGGCCAAAUGCUGUCAUCUUUACUUUGGAUGAGGAUGUCGGCGAAUUUAUUGAGUUAGUUAAGGAACACUUUCCACCAGAAACCAAUGGUGAACUCUUUCUCAAGGGCUUGCCAGUUUCAAAGGUAACUUUAUCAGAAGAACUAAAAUCUGCAAUUGGAAUGGAGCCAUGUUCAAAUGGAAUAGAUUAUAUUAUCAGCACAAAGGUAGGCCCAGGGCCCCAGAUAGUAGAAGAUACUUCCCGUUAUCUUUUGGGAUUAGAUGGAUUACCUAAGUAGAAUGUCUAAUAUUUGACUUUCACACCAUUGAUUGAAAUACAGAAUAUCCAACUGCACAGUUUUCUCUGGACAAAAAUGUAACUGCAGCAUGAAUGUAGAUUUACAUUUUAAAAGGGAAAAUGUUGUGCUUAGUGCCUGUGCCAUAUACUGGAUUUUGUUGUGGAUCAGUAGUUUUACUGAAGAUCGUGGCUUUAAUCAUUUGCAAGCAUUUUUAAAAUGUGGCAAAAUAAUACAUUUACAAAGUCAGCUGUCACAACUGGAAAAUGAUAAUAAAUAUUCUUUGUAAAGUGAGUAAUGGGAAUAAGAUCAAAGUGUUUUGAGAUUUAUCUCAAAGUGUGAUUGUUAACUGCUCAUCUUGAAUCUUCAUUGUACAUUAUGAAGUAGCUGAAAACUUCCUAAAAGAAUCUGAAGGAGUAUCCCAUAAAUAAAAAGUACAAUAGCAUGUAUUAUAAUAACUGUAAAUCUUUUUCUGUACCUAAAGUGGGUAGUAGGUGGUUCUACAGCCUCAUAGCUCCAGAGUUGUUAGUUCAAAUCCGGGGCCCAGGGUCUGUUUUGGAGUUUUCUUUAUUUUUGGCUUGCUUUCCUCCCACAUCUUAAACAUGUGCAGCUUAGAUUUGCUGGCUAUUAUAAAUUGUCCAAAACUGUGUGUGUGUGUGAAUGCUGGCUACUUUACACCAUGGGUCUCCAACAACUUUGUAUUAGAAUAAUCUAAUGAAUAUUUUGGAUAUGUACACAAUAGUAUUUAUUAUGUAUAGAUAAAAAAUGUAAAAAGGACAUUAAUUUAUUACUUAUGAGAAUUAUAUCAAUUGAAAUUUAACUUGCUGAAAAACUGUUCUUGCUUUCUGUAAAAUACAGCCUUAAAUGCAAGUCUGCUAAAAAACAAAA
Molecule: messenger RNA, 2194 nt
Organism: Erpetoichthys calabaricus (reedfish)
Lineage: Eukaryota; Metazoa; Chordata; Cladistia; Polypteriformes; Polypteridae
Gene: mvda
Product: mevalonate (diphospho) decarboxylase a
Exons: 10
Coding region: 110-1309 (399 amino acids)
Biological process (GO): isoprenoid biosynthetic process; isopentenyl diphosphate biosynthetic process, mevalonate pathway
Cellular component (GO): cytosol
Molecular function (GO): diphosphomevalonate decarboxylase activity; ATP binding
Source: RefSeq, a predicted model, not a curated record